UGAUUUGGAAUUUUACUAAUGUAUUCUUUUUAGAUGUAGAAAUGUGAAUGUGGGAGUGCACGUCCUCGCUGUUCCUGCGUUUGACGUAAAAUAGCAGAAGCGGACAGUACCCAUGGAGACUGCGAGUGCCCCGAUCUCCAAUGCAGUGACUGUUGCAUAGAGACUGAGCAAAAAACUGUGGAUUUCAAGGUUGAUGCACUGAAUGACAGACGGGCUAUUCUAAGCAAGAUGCACCUCUCUGCCGCUCUCCUACAUGAUCGUAGCUGUUGUUGAAUAAUGGUGUUUAUGAUUGUCUUCUCAUUUUAACAGGAGGAAACGACUGUUCAGAGCCACAUCUGGGAGACAUGGGGUGGGCUACUGACAUCAAAGAAGAUCGUUUCACGUCAAACUCUGAAGUCCAGAGCUGUUUGGGUUAGAAAGGUGUAGAGCUGGAAAACAUCUGGAUGUACGAUGCAUUUUACUUGCUCAUGUAUUUUAUUGUGAGAGCAUAGCAGCCAUCGCCCUUCAAUGCAUCAUCUGAAUGGAAAUAUGGACACUAUCAAUGGAGGAUUUCUAACUCAACAUGUCCAGGAACUAUGAGCCUGCUCACUCAGUAGGAAUGUUGGCCGCCGUGGAACACGGCCCCAUCCUCUGCAGCGACUCCAACAUCCUCUGCCUCUCGUGGAAGGGCCGGGUACCCAAGAGUGAAAAGGACAAGCCGGUGUGCCGGAGGCGGUACUACGAAGAGGGCUGGCUCGCCACGGGGAACGGAAGAGGAGUUGUUGGGGUGACGUUUACAUCGAGUCACUGCAGGAGGGACAGGAGCACGCCGCAGAGAAUCAAUUUCAAUCUGCGUGGACACAACAGCGAGGUUGUCUUGGUGCGUUGGAAUGAACCCUUUCAGAAGCUGGCCACCUGUGAUAUGGAAGGAGGUAUUUUUGUAUGGAUCCAGUAUGAAGGGAGGUGGUCUGUAGAGUUGGUGAACGACAGAGGAGCCCAGGUGAGUGACUUCACCUGGUCACAUGAUGGCACUCAAGCCCUCAUCGCGUACCGGGAUGGCUUUGUGCUGGUCGGCUCGGUCAGCGGACAAAGACACUGGUCCUCAGAGAUUAACCUGGAGAGUCAGAUCACCUGUGGCAUCUGGACGCCUGAUGAUCAGCAGGUCUUGUUUGGUACAGCAGACGGUCAGGUUAUAGUGAUGGACUGUCAUGGACGAAUGCUCGCUCACGUCUUGCUGCACGAGUCCGACGGGAUCGUGAGCAUGUCCUGGAACUGCCCGGACUUCCUGGUUGAGGACAGCACAGAGAGCGACACAGACUCUGAUGACAAUAUUCUGCCUUUAGUGCGGAGAGUCAAGCCUUUGUUGACAGUCACCUUCUUAUCAGGAGACAUCAGUUUAAUGAACAGCUAUGACGACCUCUCUCCUGCCGUAAUCCGCUCAGGGCUGAAAGAUGUUGAGGCCCAAUGGUGCUCCCAGGGCGACCUGCUGGCUGUGGCCGGCAUGGAGAGACACGGGCUUCCUGUCGACUCUGCCUGCUCGUCCGUCACGAGGAACGCCCUCGUUAAGUUCUAUAAUGUCCAAGGAGAGCACAUCUACACUUUGGAAACACCAGCGCAGAGACCCAUCACCACCAUCUGUUGGGGUCACAGAGACUCUCGUCUUUUCCUCGCAUGUGGCCCGGCCCUGUACGUGGUGCGUGUGGAGCACAGGGUGGCCAGCCUACAACUUUUAUGCCAGCAGGGCAUCGCCAGCGCCCUGAGAGAGGAGAAAGAUGUGGGGAAACUGAACAUGCCCUCGCUGCUCUGCUCUUAUGUCACCACUGCAUUUAUACCCACCAUCAAGCCCCCAAUCCCUGACCCCAACAACAUCCGCGACUUUGUCAGCUAUCCCACAGCAGGGAAUGAGAGGCUCCACUGCACCAUGAAGAGGGCCGAGGACAGCCCUGAGACAGGCGGACCCUGCUACACGUUGUACCUAGAAUAUUUAGGAGGACUGGUGCCUAUUCUAAAAGGAAGGCGCAUCAGUAAAUUACGGCCUGAGUUUAUCAUUAUGGAUCCAAAAAUGGACAGCAAAGCAGAGGAGGUGUGUGUGAAUCCCAUGAUCUCAUACGCUGACAGCUGUAACUGCUCUGACUCCAGUGACAUUGAGUUGAACGAUGAGUGGGUCGGGAAGAAGUCCCCAAAGUUAUCUCGAGGAAACAGGAUGAACUUGGAAUCAAGAAAAUCCCCCAAACUUUCACGCAUCAAUCAGGAAGGCCAACGAUCACCACGGUUACCAAUGAGAAAGCCUCCAGUUCGGUCUCCCAGUCUGACACGUCGAGACUUUUCUAUGGAUGGGAUCACAGAGCACAACUACCUUGCUCAAGUCACAUCCAACAUUUGGGGGACUAAAUUCAAAAUCGUCGGACUCGCUUCUUUUCUCCCUGCCAAUCUUGGUGCAGUCAUCUAUAAGACAAGUUUGCUUCAUCUACAACCACGGCAGAUGACAAUCUACCUUCCAGAAGUGCGAAAGAUUUCUCAUGACUUCAUGAGCCUGCCUGUGUUCAACCCCAACGUGUUCAGUGAGGAUGAGGAUGACUUACCAGUGAUGGGACCAUCUGGAGUGGCGGGAGACAAUCCACCCUGUACCGUCAACAUCCCCAUUGCUCCCAUCCACAGCCCGGCUCAGGCAAUGUCUCCAACUCAGAGUAUCGGCCUGGUUCAGUCUCUUCUGGCCAAUCAGAACAUCCAGCUUGAUGUCCUGACCAACCCCACAGCCACUGCAGCAGCUGCAGCCGCAGCCGCAGCCGCAGCCGCAGCUUCUGUCCCUGUGACCGAUCAUGGGCCGGAUGCAGUUCCAUCCCCGUAUCCAGUGCAAAGUAGAUACUCAAACCCUGGUCAAGUGAUCUUCAAUGGGCUGGAGAUGGGUCCUCUCCUUCCUGGUACACUUCCUCCCCCACCUCCACCUCACCAUCUCCCACCGCAGCCUCACCCGCAGCGGUCCCAUUCACAGCAGCCUCGCCAACUGCCUUCCAAACAGUCACAGCAGAUGCAGACGCAGCCGCAGAAAAUACAUCAUCAUCAACAGCAGCAGCAGCAGCAACAACAGCAACUCCAUCAUCAGUCGCAAUCACAGCAGCAACAGCAGCAAUUACAGCAGCAACAGCAGCAAUUACAGCAGCAACAGCUGCAGCAGCAGCAGCUACAGCAGCAACACCAACAGCUACAGCAGCAACAGCAACAGCUACAGCAAUUGCAGACGCUGCACCAACAGCAGCAGCAACAACAUCAACAACACCAGGUUCAGCAACACCAACAACUCCAACAAAAUCCGACGCACCAACAGUUGCAUCACCAACAGCAGAUCCAGCAGCAGCAACAACAGAUGCAGAUGCAGCACGAGCAGAUGCAGCAGCAGCAGCAGCAAAUGCAGCAGCAGCAGCAGCAGAUCCGCCAACAGAUCCAGGAGAUGAGGCAGCAGCAGCAGCAGCUCCAGCAGCAGCACCAGCAGAUCCAGCAGCAACAUCAACAGAUGCAGAGGCAGCACCAACAGAUGCAGCAGCAACUGAAGAUGCAGAUGACGCUGCCCCCUCCUCCGUCCGGCUAUCCUACCAUUUCGUUACACCAGAUUCAUCUCCUGCCUCCCCCUCCAACCACUGAGCCCGGUUUCAGCAGAGGGGAGCACGCACACACUCUUAAGCCCAGUCUGCCGCGGACUUUGCCUCCCUUCACUGAGAUGGAUGGAACGAUGGAGAUUCAGAUGAGGAAGGCGAAUCCUCCUCCCCCUUACCCGGGCACCGCGGUGUCUGUGGCGACGGCCACUGCCGUCACCCCACCCCAAACCCUCGUAACAAACUGUGACAGCCCGAGCGUCCUGUCGUCGGACCUUUGCCUGAAGAAGGACGAGUUUUUGCUUCACCCCGUCACGUUACAGUACCCGACACCUCUGGGGUACGAAAGGAUCACAACCUUUGACAGCAGUGGCAACGUUGAGGAGGUUUGUCGGCCCCGCAGGCGCCUCGUUCGCAACCAAAACGCGUAUGCUGCGCACGGCAUCGGAGGCUCGGCCACGCUCAAAGUCACGUCCUCUGAGAAUAAAAAAAUUCAGCUUCCCUACAGCUCGGCGACAUUGAGUCGUCUCUCUGUCCCCCGAUACUCAAUACCUAGUGGAGACCCACCUCCUUACCCCGAUUCGGCCAAUCAAGUCACUGCGACACUUCCUCCUCCGCAGAGAAUCGACAACAGUCUGAUUCAUGCCACUCUCCGCCGCGACCGAAGGGACGUGGGACUCAAAGUUCCACAGAUGAUGGAAAGCUCGAGGACCCUCCCCACCAAGGCUAAAAUGAACAGUGCCCUAGCACUUACCUACCAAUCGAGGGUGCCCACAGCGUUGUACACAUGCACACAGUGCAGCAGCAACAGCAGCAGCACCAGCGUCAGCGUUAGUGGGGGGGGGACUACAAGCAGUGGCAUCGCAGGCGGCACGGUGGUGAGGCAGGACUUUCCACCGGGGAAAGGAGCCCAUCACAGCACCAUUAUCGUGCACUCCAAAAGCACCUCACCCAUGAACUCUCAAUCGUCUUACAGCCUGCUGAGUGCUGUGGACAACAGCAGGGACAGAACGGUGUACGUCAACUCCGCCUUCACCGAAGAUGAGACUUUGAAUCAGCAUUGUCACCUUGAGAAAUCCGUACGUCAGCUGACUCUCGGCGACGUCAGUUUGACAGUCAAACGCCCUCCGCCUUACCAGUGGGACUCCUCCACCACAGAGGAGUUCUGGCUCACUCCAGAGCAAACAAUGUUGGGUCCCCCACCAGGACCUCAUAAACCGCCUCCGCUCAUCAUCAGUCAAGCUCAGCACUUGGACGUGACUCGGCUUCCGUUUGUCCUCACGACUAAACCUCCAACCAGUCAGACCACGAGCACGCUUACUUUCCCGUCCGGUUACCAGAUAUCCCUCUCGCCUUUCCCUCCGGGUGUGGGUCACGGUGCUCCUCCACUUCAGACCUUACAGAACCCUCUACCGGGUGACGUGGUUGGCUCAGUCCCUUUUUCCCAGCAGGAGCCCAACUUGGUCUUGCCACCAGGCUAUCCUCCAAGCCUCGCUAACUUGGCCUGCUGCCCCCUCCCUCCGAUGUAUCCAGGGGCCAGCUCGUGUGCAGGACUUCAGCUGCACCCAGUCAGCCUCCACCCCUGGAACCCUUACCCCUGCCCGCCUCCCAUGCAAGACCCUCCAGCACCUCCCCUCCCGACCAAAACUCAUCAGAUUUUAGAGAAGCCCAUCCUGUCGCCACCUCCUCCUUCCGGUCCUCCGCCCCCACCGCCUCUCCCUCCCCCUCCUCCACCUACGGAGCUACCACCGUCCAAAAGUUCCACAGAGGAUCUAGCAGAGUCCGCCAACAACUUUCUGGAAUCGUCCUCUCUGAAUGACAGCCCCGUGCCACAGGAGGCCGAGCGCUUCAACAAGAAGAGCCGCAAAAGACUGGACAGCAGAGCCGAGGAAGCCAACAUGACCACCGUCUCUGAGGGCAAAUCUAGAAAGGAGGGGCGCGCGCUCUCCGACUUCAACUCUCUCAUAUCCAGCCCGAGGCUCGGCAGCAGAGAGAAGAAGAAGCCCAAGGGCCAGAGAGAGCAGCUCAACAAAACCAAGAAGAUGAGCCGGACCACCGCUGAGUUCCAGGACAGCUCAGAGAGUGAGCCGGAGCUGUUCAUCAGCGGCGAUGAGCUCAUGAACCAGAACCAGAGCAGCAAGAAGAGCUGGAAGAACAAGCGCAGCCUGCGCAUGGCGAGUGAGCUGGAGGAGAUAAAGUGCCGCAAGGCCAACGAAAGAGAGGACCGUAGUUUGGGAAGCCAAGGGUUCGUCUACGUUAUGGCCAAUAAACAACCGUUGUGGAACGAAGCCACCCAGGUCUACCAGCUCGAUUUUGGAGGACGAGUCACACAGGAAUCGGCAAAGAAUUUUCAGAUUGAGCUGGACGGUAGACAGGUAAUGCAGUUUGGGCGAAUUGAUGGGAAUGGCUACAUCUUGGAUUUCCAGUAUCCUUUCUCAGCAGUGCAAGCAUUCGCUGUUGCUUUAGCCAACGUGACUCAAAGACUUAAAUGAAAGGGUUUGGGGUUUUUCCUGUUGCUAUUGAUCAAUUGAAAACAAGCCACAAUUGCUGAACACCCCGAUGUGUGGGGACAGCUGGGAGAGUGCCGAUGUUGUGGUGAUUCCUUUUAACACACAAGAUGGUUCUUGUGUUGAAUGCAACAUCAGUGUAGGGUGAUGGAGACUACACCAGUUAUUCCAUCAGUUUUACUUCAUGUAAUGAAUGUACACAAACUAAUUCUAUUUAUUUAGAUGUUAUAAAGUGAAGUAAAAAUAUGAACCUUUCCUGGAUAAUCAAAAGGUUUAUAAGGUACAUGUUGAAAUAGAUUUUAACAGCAGUGUGGAGGUUUAGGACUGUAUGUGGUGCCAAAGACCCUUCCCUCUUAAAAUGAUGGCUAAUUAUAUGUAUAUUUGAUUAAUGUUUGUGAUUAAAUAUAAAAUUUAAAAUACCUUCAUCUAUAGUAUAGUAUAGGCUGUCGAAGUUGCAAAUACAUGACCUAGCCAUACAAUUUCUGGAACUUACCAAGUCCUAAACCAUCCAUAAAGUUAUAUGUUUUUAUUAUAAAUAUCAAACGUUUUUCCCCCAAUACCUGUAUUUAUAUCAUCAUUCUUCAUUCAAUUCCUAUUUGUUAAACACUGAUCUGAUUCUUUUUUUUUAAAUUAUUUCAUUAUUUUCAAAUUCCUGAACAUCAAACGGAUGAAUAUGUUCCGUAUUUCCGUAAUUGCGUGUAAAGUGUUGACUACAUUUUAUCAUAAUUUGUCUAUUUUCUAUUUAUGAUACCUAUAGAAGGUGUGCAAUUAACAUUGUAAAUCCUUUAAUUUUGGCCACAAUGCUGCAAAUCAUUUUUUCUGUCAAAGGCUGUUGUGAGCUGAUAAUGUAUCAUUUUUUAUUGAGUCAAUUUACACAUUCCUUUUCAUUUCAAUGACCCCUUUGUACAUUUCCGAGUGGUCUACAGUAACCUUAUAUGUGCCAAAUCUAGUCUAUAAGCUUUUGGCUUGAAAUAAGACAGUGGGGGAGACAGGCGUAAAAAUACGUCAUCCACACUAAUAAAAAAGUGCAUAAGCGCUGAGAUCCGCUCAGAUAAUCUGAACCGUGGUUGGCUCUGUGUUGUUUUCUGUUGGUGUUUAUGACGCUGCUACGUACAUCAGUAGUUUGCCUUUUUGGAAACCAGUGCUGCUUUUAGAUAUAUAGAGCUUGUGUGCAAUAACGCUACUUAGAAAUGGUGUUGUACUUGGGCAACAGAAAAAUACAAUGCUGCUUGCACUGUGUAUUUAGUAAAUUACUUAACAUAAUUAUAUGCUUGGACAAUUAGGCUUAAGUUGCUACUUUUAGUAAUUUUGUACUUCACCUUUGCUUUUACAUGGUAACAAGGGUUUUUAGAUGUUUAAUUAAGAAAAAAAUGAGAACAAUAAACUUACAAAGUGAAUACAACUCAUUCACAAGUUGUUACAAUUAACUGUCAGUAUGAGUGACAUUCAUGUAGAUUUGGUGCUAAUGUAUAAAGAAUCAAAAGUGGAAAGGAUAUUGUGUUCUUCACUAAAACAAUGUUGUUUUGACAAUUCUAAUUUGAAAGUAAAGUAUAUGAAGAAUGUAUUUUGAGAGAAGCUACAGAGGGUUUUAAUUCAAGAUCUUUUCCUUUUUGCAGCUUUAGAGAUUUCAGCGACAGUGUGUCAGCAAUACUGCCUAACGAAUAGUUGGUUGCCUGAAUUAUUUUUCUCUUAUUCUGUGAAGGAAACAAAUAUGAUGUGACUAUAGGUUUACAUGAACCUAUUGGUGGGCCAAAAUGUAAUAAAAAAGUACAUGAUUCCAA
This is a messenger RNA of Pungitius pungitius (ninespine stickleback), 7857 nucleotides long. It is a transcript of the gene tulp4b, whose product is annotated as TUB like protein 4b. Gene Ontology annotation, molecular function: protein binding. The transcript is spliced from 15 exons. The coding region runs from base 563 to 6061 and encodes 1832 amino acids. The record is from RefSeq and is a predicted model, not a curated record. Lineage: Eukaryota; Metazoa; Chordata; Actinopteri; Perciformes; Gasterosteidae.